Messenger RNA from Oncorhynchus kisutch (coho salmon), 1206 nucleotides. Its product is annotated as 40S ribosomal protein S27. Gene Ontology annotation, cellular component: ribosome. The record is from RefSeq and is a predicted model, not a curated record. NCBI's taxonomy places the organism in Eukaryota, Metazoa, Chordata, Actinopteri, Salmoniformes, Salmonidae. Gene Ontology annotation, biological process: translation. The coding region runs from base 126 to 380 and encodes 84 amino acids. The transcript has 4 exons. Gene Ontology annotation, molecular function: structural constituent of ribosome.
AAAUAUGUCCACCAACCUCAUUCAAUUCCACUCACUUCCUGCCCGUGCAACCAAAGUAGCGUCAAUAGAAACCCCCUUGUUUCCGAUCAUGCCUUCUUUCAGGCAACGGCUAUUUCUUCGCAAACAUGCCACUCGCAAAAGACUUGUUGCACCCAUCCCCUGAGGAGGAGAAGAGGAGCCACAAGAAGAAGCGUCUUGUCCAGAGCCCGAACUCCUACUUCAUGGAUGUUAAGUGCCCAGGAUGCUACAAGAUCACAACGGUGUUCAGCCACGCCCAGACUGUUGUGCUGUGUGUGGGUUGCUCCACAGUUCUGUGUCAGCCCACUGGAGGCAAAGCACGGCUCACAGAGGGGUGCUCAUUCAGGAGGAAGCAGCAUUAGUUGUACUUCUGAUGCCCCCGUAAAAAUUUAAGAGAGGGGUUGGGCAUGUUGAUUUCAGCAACUCCAGCCUCGAUACUGCACCCAAGAAAGAUUGAUCCAGAAGUGCUCAUGAUGCCUGGACACCAGAUGGGAUUACUCAUUCAAUGUGAUAGUCCACUUUGUUGCAGUAACUGAACUCUUCAACCAAUCUUUUUUAAUACAAUUGUUUUGGCUAAAGAAUGGGUGGUUUGUACUUUUUUGUUUCCUUUUCAAUAUUUGCCUAAAUUGGGUUUGAAAUGUUUUUAUCUACAUCAGUUGGGUAAUUCACAUGAAACCAGUUUAUUUUUAUACAUGUCUGUAGCAAAUUGUUACAAAACCACGAUGUGUUUGCAAAAAUCAACUAUCAUUAUGAGGACUACGGUCAACAUUUUUGGCAAAGUGUCUUAUUUUAAAUUGUACGUUCUCACCUGAAUUUGGUAUAUUUUACUUUAGAAAAACGUAAUUUCUUUGAAUAAAACUGCUGUAGUUUGUCCAUAAAUAACAAAACGAUAAACUAGUAUAAGUAUACAUUAAACGAUAAUAUUAUGUGUCUGUCAAAAUGCAUCUCACUUUGGAGUUUUUACAGGAAGUUAAGUGUGUUUUCACAUAUGAUGCAUGAUCAAGAGUAGUCCUUAGAUGAGCACAAGCACAUGAAUUUGCUUGUACGCCUUCAGAAUGAGGGUCUUAUUCUCAAACAAUCCCUUUAACCAACUUGGCCUUCUCAAUACCGAAACGGCAAGAAAAGGUCCAAUUAGGAAAGAGUGAUGUGAAUUUUAUUGUGUAAUUAAAAUUUCAAUUUGUAUUUUCA